UUUAAAGCUCCAAUGCGAGCAAUGCACUCUUCAGCUCCUGCUUGGAGUUCUUUCUCACUCUCCCAUUUUAGAUUUUGAUUCAGUACUCCUGGAUUUCUCUUGAUCGAAAUUUUUAUUUUUAUUUAUUUAUUUUUUUUUUGCUUCUUGUCUCUGUUCCAAAUCCCUACUUCUAUGAAGAAGUUUCAAUUCUUUGUUUUUUUGGUGGAAAGUUUAAGAUCGUAGGGCACUUGCAUUUGCGCAGUUGGGACGAAGAACAGAUAUGUAAUCCGUAUUUUUAUCUGAAAAUUUGAGUUCUUGAGUGAUCGGAGGGAGCAUGGAGGAGACAUUUGUGCCUUUCAGAGGCAUAAAAAAUGAUCUAAAAGGGAGAUUUCUGUGCUACAAGCAGGACUGGACUGGAGGGUUCCGGUCAGGCGUUAGAAUUCUGGCUCCCACGACCUACAUCUUCUUUGCUUCAGCAAUUCCUGUAAUUUCAUUUGGAGAGCAACUGGAGAGAAAUACUGAUGGUGUGAUUACAGCAGUGCAAACCCUAGCAUCCACUGCAAUUUGUGGGAUAAUACACUCAAUAAUUGGAGGUCAGCCUUUGCUGGUCCUUGGAGUUGCAGAACCUACAGUCCUCAUGUACACAUUCAUGUUUAAUUUUGUGAAAGAUAAAGAAGAAUUAGGCAGAAAGUUGUUUCUGGCUUGGACUGCAUGGGUGUGUGUGUGGACUUCUUUCCUGUUAUUCCUACUGUCUAUUCUCGGCGCAUGCUCAAUUAUAAAUAGAUUUACCAGAGUGGCUGGUGAGCUAUUUGGUAUGCUGAUAGCGAUGCUGUUUAUGCAACAGGCUAUUAAA
This is a messenger RNA of Phalaenopsis equestris, 832 nucleotides long. RefSeq names its product boron transporter 1-like. The record is from RefSeq and is a predicted model, not a curated record. The annotation marks the transcript as partial. Gene Ontology annotation, biological process: monoatomic ion homeostasis; monoatomic anion transport; transmembrane transport. Gene Ontology annotation, cellular component: plasma membrane. The transcript is spliced from 4 exons. Gene Ontology annotation, molecular function: solute:inorganic anion antiporter activity. Lineage: Eukaryota; Viridiplantae; Streptophyta; Magnoliopsida; Asparagales; Orchidaceae.